Caenorhabditis sp. 36 PRJEB53466 is the source of this 4449-nucleotide messenger RNA. Lineage: Eukaryota; Metazoa; Nematoda; Chromadorea; Rhabditida; Rhabditidae. The record is from the annotation of a GenBank genome assembly.
AUGAAAAAUCAACGAGUUAUACUGGCGUUUCUGAUCGGGUUUUUGGCGGUUCUCGGCCAAAAUGUGAAAAACUUGAAGGCGAGCCAAUUUUUGAGACUUUAGAUCUAUCGAUUUUUUAAAGGCCACGUCCCGUUUCAAGCCAAAAGCUGAAAAUCUGCAGCUGGAAGGAUCGCGGGAACUCGGAAUUCCACCCGAAUUCGCCGAAAAUGUGUGCGCAUCGAUUGGCGGCAAAUUGACGGCUCUGGACACGGAGCACAAGUUCCGAUUUUUCACAGGCACCCAAACAAAGCCCCAUUAUUUGAAGAUUAACGUAAAUUUUCCAGAAAAUCUGUUGGAAAAGUGCAAUCACACGACGGGAAUGUGUCCGAAGAUGUGCAUUUGGCAGGCGAACUCGACGAAUUCCUCAGAAAUCUCGUUCGAAACGGAAAAAGUGGAGAAUCGGCGGGUGCCCGAGAGAAUGAGCGCUCGGCCGAUUCAGUUGGGCGACACGAUGCACAUUCGAAUCGAAAUCCAAAGAAAUCAGUGCGUUUGCACGGUCUCCAGAGCUGACAAUGGGCGCAAGUGCGCCCCGCGCGCGAUAGAGCGAUUCAUUGGCGCGAAAUUCAAAUUUUAACAGCAAAAUUUGUGUUUUUUGCCAGAUUAGCCACAAAAAACCGAUAAUUUCUCAUUUGUCUCUCGAUAGACCGAUUGUAUAGGCUAUUACGAAUUUUUUAAGCGCAAGAGCGUUAAAUUUGGUCAAGUUUGAAGGUUUUUGGCUAAAACUGCGUGAAUUUCAGUUGCUUUUCGGUAAUUUUAGCGGUUCGAGCGCUCAAAAUGCUUGUAAUUACGUGAUUUAUCAUUCUCAAAACCAAUUCUGCAAAAUGAGAAGAGCGGUUUUUAGGCGGCGAUCGGCGGCGAAGGCGAAAAAGCGAAAUCCGCGAAAAAUGCGCCAAAACGUCCAUAAUUCUGUGAGAAUUAGUGUGUUUUCAUGUCGAACAAUCAUUUUUCAUCGCCUUUGACCACAAAAAUCAGAGAAAACCUGCUCAAUUCAUGAAAACGCCAUUUGGCCGCCGAGGCCACGCCCAUAUUGUCAGCACUGGAGACCGCGUAUUUCGAAACGUUCUUAAACGUAAAUCCUGGCCGAACUUUCUCAUUUAUCCUAGAAUGGAAGUGCUGCAACUGUACCAGCUCGUCGGCCAUCCGACCGAUCUCAUCACCCACGAAGAGGUCACUUUCCAAAUCGCAAUCUUUUGCCACUACUCGGAUCCUUUGGGACGGUACGCCCACGCGAUUCACGUCUGGCACGGCACCAUCGAGCAGUCGGCGCACGAGGACAGGGACUUGUUCCUCGUCAAACCGGUAAAUGGGCCUCUUUUUGUUGGUUUCCACUAGAAAGGUUCUUACAGGAGCUGAACAAAUUCCAAGACUAUCCAUUUGAGAACAAAACGUUCAAGGACGGAAUUGUCGAUUUGCAAUUGGAGUAAGUGCGCGCUCCAAGGACAAUGUGUGGCCGCGAACGGAAGACUCCGUGACAAAAGGCCGGAAAGCCAAAAGGUCGGAAAAAAGUGACAAAAGGUCGGAAAAAAGUGACAAAAUGUCGGAAAAAAUGCCAAAAGUUCGCAAAAAAUGCCAAAAGGUCGGACAAAAUGCCGAAAGGUCGGAAAAAAAUUACAAAAAGCCAGAAAACAGGUAUUUUAGCAGUUUUUCCGACCUUUUGUCACUUUUUUCCGACAUUUUGUCACUUUUUUCCGACCUUUUGGCUUUCCGACCUUUUGUCUUCCGACCUUUUUGGUUUUCCGACCUUUUGUCACGGACUCGAACGGAAAGUUCAGAUUCACAACCGAACACCGUCUGUCUAUCACUUCUCCACAACUGUUUUCGGACAAGAAAGAGUGUCUAAUGGAGCUGCCCAAGGGCAAAAUGUACUUUCGAAAGUAUUAUGAGCAGAGCCGGCUCUUGGAUGUUUAUUUUACCAGGUUGGAUCAAUUGCGAGUGGAGAUGCCAAAAAGUUGUCAACUGAUAAAAUGUGCAAAAUAUGUUAAUGAACAUUUUGUUAGUUGACAACUUUUUGCUAUCUCUACCCCCAACUCGAUGUUUUCAGAGGAAACUGUUCCAAAUCGGAUUUCUUCCACUUUAAACCGCUGCUAAACGGUACAAAAGACGGUCAUGUCAACUGCCUUUUCACGCGACCAACGGUAUUUCAGUGGCAAAACGUGCUUUUCGGUUGCGAAAAUUUCGGUUUGUUGCAGACCGCAAUUCCAGUUUACAGUUGCCGGCGCGCCAGUUAUGCGGCUUGUGACGGUGUUCCAGGUUUGAAGAUUGGAAAUUAACGAGACGUGAACGCUUCAGACGAAAUGAGCACAACUAUGCGACCUCCGACGACAACAACGAAAACGGUGAAAAUCGCGACGACGACGAGCACCUCGAAACAACCGGAAACUCCUAUAAGAAUUGUGAAAACGCAAGAAAAGACGUUCAAUUUUGGCACAUUUUUCGGUAUUUCCCUCCUUUUUUCACAGCCUUUUUUUUCCGAGAAUUUCAAAGUUUUGUCAGACGAAAACGUGUACAUUUUCUUGGCCAUUUCCACACUUUCCAUCGGGUUUUUCGGCGUCUCCAUUGUGCUACAAUAUCUGAAACUUUGCCUGCUUCGUCCGGUGAAAAAGAAGAUAUCGAAAAGGAAAUGAAUACUCGCGUCCUUUUUUUUCAAUCAAUAAAACGUUAUGGGAUCACAAUUUACGCGGUUUCAGACCUGCGCCUUUAACUUUACUGUAAGAAAAGUCAUACAAUGAUUCCGGAGAAUAUUCAAUAAUUUCUCGUGUUUCUCUCGCUUUGUCUACGUGGAACCGUCAUUUUUGCUGCCUAGGAUGAGCGAUUUCACACAAUUUUUCAAAAAAUUAAUUUUUUUCGUUUUUUUUUUUUUUCAUUUUUUUUUCAUUUUUUCCGUUUUUUUUUCACUUUUUUUCAUUUUUUCCAAAAAAAUAUUUUUUUAAAGUAAUAAUGUGUCCAUAUAUGUUUGUUUUUAUGUUUUCAGACAUGGGAAAGACGUCUGGAAAGAAGGAUUUGACUGAUAACGAGAAAAGAGCGCUUCAGACUGGCUCAUCGCCUCCGAGGCCUUCUCGUCAGAGAACAGUACGCCGAGGAGCUUCAGCAACAGAACUUCAAGGGCUUCCAGAGCGACGUAGGUGUUUUAAUCUUCCUUUCAAACCAGCUCUGAUGCUCAGACGUAGUCAUACGAACUCGCGUGCUCGGCCCCUUCUUUCCAAUGCGAUCAAGUACGGUUUACAUCCAUCGCUCUAGAAAACACUAGAUUUCCACGUUCAGCGCCGGAUACGGACUUCUGAGGUUCAUCGAACUCGUCAAUUCCUUAUCACUUCCUUGAUUGAUAACUCGCCUCCUUCCCAACUGAUGCCGAUCUACAACUGAUAACUCCCGUUGUUUUCCCCCGCCGAUGAGAAUGAUGUAAACGCUCGAGAACUGUGCUCAUUCCCGGGGAGAGCCCUUUUCGUUCACAUGAUCCGCCUCAACACGUCAUUAAACUGAUCGGCAUCACAAGUAGAAGGGGUAUUUAAGGAAAGAAGCGAGGCACUGGAAGCAUCGUUCAUUUCGAACAAUGAAACAUCUUCUUCUGGUACUUCUUAUCGCCGGCGCCGCUCUUGCGGCCCCACAGCCCGCAUCUAGAAGACCUCCACCACCACCGCCGAACGGAUCCGGAUCGCCGCCACCACCACCACCACCGCCGUCCGGAGAGCCACAGGAGUUGAUCGGCGAGCAGAAGGCUUCCGUCGCCCACCACCACCACCGCCAAAUGGCUCUGGAUCCCCGCCACCACCGCCGCCACCACCAUCCGGAGAGCCACAAGAGGUUGGCGCAUUGCACUUUUUUCUAAAACCCGUUUGCUUGUUACAGCUUGCCGGAGAGCCGAACGCUUCUCGCCGCCCACCUCCACCACCGCCAAGCGGUUCGGGAUCCCCGCCACCGCCACCACCGCCGCCGCCAUCCGGAGAGCCGCAAGAGGUAGGCUCAUUGCUUCUCCCACUAGUGCUCAUAGAGAUUCUCUGCUUUCUCGUCUGUCUCUACGAUCGGUUCGGAUAAAAGUGUGUUGAGUUUGGUGGUGGUUUUCAGCUUGUCGGAGAGCCGAACGCCUCUCGUCGCCCGCCACCACCACCACCGAACGGAUCCGGAUCCCCGCCACCACCGCCACCGUCCGGAGAGCCACAGGAGUUGAUCGGUGAGCAGAACGCUUCCCGUCGCCCACCACCACCACCGCCAAACGGCUCUGGAUCCCCGCCACCGCCGCCGCCACCACCAUCCGGAGAGCCACAAGAGGUAACUUUUCUUUCCCAAGAAAAUCCGCAAAUCUCGUUCUAGUUGGCCGCCGGACCCGCUUCCCGUCGCCCGCCACCACCACCACCAAACGGAUCCGGAUCCCCGCCGCCACCGCCACCGUCCGGAGAGCCACAACAGCUCUAA